Nezara viridula (southern green stink bug) is the source of this 3168-nucleotide messenger RNA. The record is from the annotation of a GenBank genome assembly. NCBI's taxonomy places the organism in Eukaryota, Metazoa, Arthropoda, Insecta, Hemiptera, Pentatomidae.
AUCUAAUCCCGGUUUAAAACUAAAUUUGGAUUACAUUUUUGAUAGAUGUUUAUUUUUUAGCUAGUGUUUACUAAACAUUGUUUAUAAUUUGUAAUACCUUCUUAAACGAGAUUAAGAAUAUUGGGGUAGAGGCUCCUUUUUGUUGUGCCAAGAAUUAGCAUUUUCAUAUUGUUUAUAUCAUUUUGUUUGGCUUGACACUUUAAAAUAUGGAGGAUAUACAUGAGCAAUUGGAAACAAUUAGAGAUUUUGUCAAAGAAGAAAUAAAAUGUUUAGAAGAUUUGCUCCAUCCUAUUGAUUGUAUAUUAUCUGAGCUAAAGGAAUCAAAGGUAGAAUAUGUUGAUUUGUGUACUGCCGUAAAUGUUCUUGCAUCCAGCUGCAAAUCUGUUGAUGAAGCCAAUGGAACUUUAAUUAAAAACGUUAACAACUUAUCAAAUAUUCUUAAGCCUAGUAUUCAGUGGCAUUCAAAUAAAAAAGAAAUGCUAGAAAUGUUUUACCUUGAUGGAAAUUCCCCUUGGUCAUUUUGGCUUACUUAUAACCCUUCAACAGAAAUUGAUAGUUUGUAUAAAAAACUCGAACUUAGGCAUUCCAAACAUAUGCUUAAAAAAUUGCAUAACCCAAAAGUUGGUGAUUUCAUCUGUUGUUAUGAUAAAAAAGUUAUAUUUAGAGCUGUAAUUAUUGAGGUCUGCAACACCAGGAUUAAGGUGAUUAAUGUGGAUAGAUACAACAUAAAAAUUAUAAAAUUAGAUGCUUGCUUUGAAAUCACUAAAGACUUGUGUGAAAUUCAUGCUAAUUCUAUACAGUGUUGUUUGACAAAGGACAAGAAGUUCGAAGAUAAAUGGAAUGAAGAUAUAGGCCGGCUUUUGCAAAAUACAUUGCGAGAAUGUCGUUUAACUGUUAGAAUUGUGGAAGAGAUACAGGCUCUUCCACCUUUAUUUGUUGUGGAAAUGUAUGCAUUUAAUGAAGCUUUGGAAGUGGAAACAAAUAUCAGUGAAUGGAUCAUCUCACGCCUCUUGCCAGAAUUAAAACAUUUACCUUCUGAUCAUGAUCAUGUUCUUGAUUAUUUUUCGGAUGAAGCCCUAGACCCCUUCCUUGUUUCAAAUGUUGCCCAAAGUAGUUCAGUGCCUUCUAGUUUAGAAAUCCGCAAUGAAACAAAACAGCUUUCACCUAAUGCCCCAGAUGAUAUUUCUAGUUUUAUGAAAAAUAUUUCAUUGGAAGAGAAUUCUACCAAGGAUAAGCCUAGAAAUAGAUUAGCCCAUUUAAUGAAUGCUGAUAUCACAGGAGCUAGUACAAAUGUUCCUCUCAAGCUUGACAAUAAUUCAUUUGUAGCUGAGAAAUUAUCCACCAACUCAAAUUUUUCGGACGUUUUUUCUUCUAAUGGAAUGGUUCAAUUCAGACCUAUUGAAAAUGUAGCUAUACCUGCAGGUUCUAGUACUGGUAAAGAAACAAAUGAAGUUUAUGAUGAAAGUGUGUUGAAUGGUUUUCGUGAAGAUUCAGUGAUUCCAGGCAAUUAUUUUCCUACAGACGAUGACAGAAUAUGUUCUUUUUUUGUUAAAAAGGGAUUCUGUUGGAAGCCAAGCUGCAAAAAAUUACAUACCAAAGUAUCCAGAGAUAAGUGGACUGAAGAUUCUGCGGAAUUAUAUACAGAUACUGUAAACUCACCAAAUUUACCGGCUAUUGGUUCUUUUGUUACCAUGAAGGUUACUUAUGUUGUUUUAUGUAAUAUAUUUUAUGCCUUACUCCCUGAGAAUUUUUCAGAUACUGUUGAAGGAUGUGAAACCGCUGCUUCAUUAAACAAAAGUUUGAAUUCACCAGAAGCCAAAAAGGAGUUUAAGUUACUUUCUACUCCUCCUUGCCUCGGUCAGCUGCUGGUAGCCUAUAGCAGUGAAAAAUCUAUGUGGUUGAGAGCUUCUGUACGUGAUGUUUUAGAUAAUGGUAUUUUACAGGUAUUUUUUGUGGAUUUUGGUGUCAUAGAAGAACUUUCACUUGAUAAGUGUCGAGAAAUUGAACCACAGUUUAUUCACCUACCAUGCCAGGCUGUUUAUUGUACGUUAGCUAAUAUAUUUGUCGAAAGCGGUAUGGAUGAUAAGGGAAAAUCAUUUGUGAAAUCACUACUGUUGGAUCAAGAAAUUGAGGUUCAAAUAAUUGAUAGUGAUGUAAUAAAUAAUCGAUUAGAAGUUGUGGCCUUCCAUAAUGGUGUAAAUAUUAACCGUCUACUGAUUGACAAAGAGUUUUGUUUACCUUUCCACCGAUAAUUUUAAUAUAUCCUCUUUGUAAAAGCAACAUGAUGCUUCUCACAUUGUUAUAUUUCAAGAGAGUGAAAAACAUAUGUAAAUAUGUAUAUACCUCUGUAAUAUAUAUGUAUAAAUCUUUUUUAUUUUGGACUCAUUAAAUUAAUUUGAAUUUCAUAACAUUUUGUUUUCUUCAGAUUCAGUGGGUGAUAAUAAAUAAAAUAUUGCAUAUAUUUCAAUUUCCUGAAAAAUUGAGAUAUCUCAUGUUGCUUAUACUGAGACAUCAGACUUAAAUUUUGUAUCGAGAGAAUGUAAAUAUGUGUUUAAUUUUUAUAUAAGGGAUAAUUUUUAAACUGUUAUAUAAAUAUAUUUUAUUAAUUAUUGGAAAAACCUGUUUUAUGGAAUUCAUUACUGAAAUAACUAAGAAUUUAAAUUUAAUAUAAGCAUAUAUCAACGUAUUAAUCACGUUUUACUGUAAGACAUAAUAAACUUUUGAAUAUUAAGUGAUAAAUAUCACAAAUUUAUUAUAAAUUUUAUUUACUAUGACUUUCAUUAUUUUGUUUAAUUAUUUAAUUUAUUAUUGUUAUAAUAAUUUUAGUCAGUUAAAAAAUAUAUAUACCUCUGGUAGUUAAGUAUAUUAGUAUAAUUACAUAAAAUAUGUUUAAAGAAGUGUGAAUAAUUUUCUAUCCCUGCUCUUUUAUUGAAUCAUUUUUUAAUUAUUAAUGGACUCAAUGCUGGAGACUGUUUUAUUACAAUAACCAGCAGAAGUAUGAUAUCUGCUGUCAAUAGUAUGAUUAAUAUUAUGUACUAACAUAUAUGUAGUGGAGUAUAAUAUAAGGAGACUGAAAAUAUCGGUAAGAGAGAGACUACUCCAUCUUAAUAAUAAAUUCUAAAGAUAUAAAUUUCACUUAAAACUCAUUAUGUUAUUGUUAAACAAAGA